AUGCUGAACGUCCGCCGCGUUCAGGCCAGCUUGCACUUGGCGCUCAUCGGCCUCGCCAUUCCCUAUGUAUGGCUGAACACUGGUAUCUUGAUCACCAUCGCGGACGCAAAGAACACAGCAGUAGCACAACUUGUGUAUGCGCUCUCGGGAACUGGCUGGCUCCUCCUGUUCGCAAUCGUGAUCUACAUGAGCAAGCGCGACGCCGACGACGUCCUCGCCUUCAGCUGGAAGGAUAGGAUCGCGCUCGCUUGCGCCUUUAUCCACGGGACGAUCAGCAAUCUCGCAAUCCGGCAAGAAAAGGGGUAUACAAUGAUCGCGAUUCUGUCGCUCAUGUGCACCUUGAUCUUCGGCGUGCUUUGCAUUGGUACCGUCGUGAUAGACCUCGUGCGGUGGAAGAGUGACGACGAAGACGACGGCGGCGAGGGCCUCAUUAUGGACGGCGGCGAGGAGGGCAACCUCACGCUCACCCAAACGCCACGCAUCCAGUGGCCACACUUCUACAACUCGUCGCGGCUCAAGAUCUACCGCCUCGCUGGGGCCGCGUCACUCGUCUUAUUGGCAGGUGUUACGGAGAGUGUGAUGUCAGCUUCGUUUCUACGCCUAGGCCGCGUGUUUGGCACCCUGAUGUUGAUCCUUCUUUCGGGUUCAAGCGUCGCUCUCUCUCUAGUGAUCAAUGGGCCUAAGGGCGGGGACGGGACCAACCAGUAUUACUCCUUGGCUAAGGUUGCCCUUGGCGCCUCGAACAUCCUCUUCAUCUCUUUGAUCGUUGAAGGGGGAGUGCACGUCUACGUUACUGUCUCAAUGCUGAUAGCAGACUCCCCACGACAGCUUUAG
This is a messenger RNA of Cutaneotrichosporon cavernicola, 834 nucleotides long. RefSeq lists its product as uncharacterized. The transcript has 6 exons. The record is from RefSeq and is a predicted model, not a curated record. Bases 1 to 834 code for a protein of 277 amino acids. Lineage: Eukaryota; Fungi; Basidiomycota; Tremellomycetes; Trichosporonales; Trichosporonaceae.